AUGCACAAAAAAGGUAGCAGAGAUCAGUGCGAAAAUUAUAGGGACAUAGCGGUAACAAGUACAGGAAGUAGAAUCUACGGGAAAAUUUUGAAAACCAAAAUAGAGCAGGAGUACAUGGAUAUGGAGGCAGAAGAACAAGCGGGAUUCAGGGCAGGCAGAUCGACAGUAGACCAUUUAUACUGCGUUACCCAAAUUAUAGAAACAAAAGCAGCGUUUGAUCAAGAAAUCCAUUUGCUUUACGUAGAUCUACAAAAAGCCUACGAUAACGAUCAAAUCGUAAUAGCACAAGACCACGAGGAUUUAACUUACAUGGCACGAAAACUUAUUGAAGAAUACAGGAAAUGGGGAUUGGAAGUAAAUGUAAAGAAAACAGAGCGUAUGAAUAUUGGAGGGCCUGUACAGAAUAUUAUCUUAGAGAAUAAUAAAAUAAUCAAAUAUGGCAAUGAAUACAAGUACCUAGGGAUGAAAAUAACACAGGACGGAACUCAAGACAAAGCAAUGAUAGAAAGGAACUCACAAGGAAGAAAAGCCAUAUCCAUGAUAAAUGGAAUACUAUGUGAUCCGCAUAUCUCAAAAGCGAACAAACACCGAAUAUACAACAGCAAGAUGUGA
This is a messenger RNA of Zophobas morio, 612 nucleotides long. RefSeq lists its product as uncharacterized. The record is from RefSeq and is a predicted model, not a curated record. The coding region runs from base 1 to 612 and encodes 203 amino acids. Lineage: Eukaryota; Metazoa; Arthropoda; Insecta; Coleoptera; Tenebrionidae. The transcript has 2 exons.